Messenger RNA from Oldenlandia corymbosa var. corymbosa, 2987 nucleotides. The record is from the annotation of a GenBank genome assembly. NCBI's taxonomy places the organism in Eukaryota, Viridiplantae, Streptophyta, Magnoliopsida, Gentianales, Rubiaceae.
AUUGCUGGCCGCGUUUUCAAUCCAAUUUCCAAUAUGAAAAUCCGUAAUUUCUGUUGUACGUGACGAAAAAAUAGUCCGAAGGAGGAGGAGUAAAAUAGAAAGAGGAGACGGCCCAAAUAGAUUAGAGGAGUAUUUUAAGCCCAUCGGCCCAAAUAACAAAUGGCAAUAUGCAAUUCUAAAAAUCUUCCUCCCCCCAAAUUGCUUUCAGCGAAUUCGCUUAAAUCUCGAAGUGAAUUAGGGUUUUGAGGAGGGAAAUCUGGGAGAAAAAUGUCUGUGAUGAUUGUGACGAGCUUGGGAGAUUUAGUCAUUGAUUUGUUCACCGAUCGAUGUCCUCUCACUUGCAAGAACUUCCUCAAGCUUUGCAAGUAUGUACAGUAAUUCAGUGUUCUUCCACUUUCCCUCGUUUUUUCCUGCGAAAAUAUGUUUGCUUCAUGCAUGCGUACUUGUGUAUUUUGAAUGAUGACAUGCUGUAUUAUAGCUAAAAAAGUAUCACGUAUGAGCUAAUUUCUGAGCCUUCUUUUGUUUCUUAUCGAGCCUUGUGUUUUAGUUUUUAAAGAAAUUGGGAUAUGUAAUUGGGCAUUGUAGGAUGACUUUUAAUUUUACAUCAGGAAGUUGAAUCGUGGUGGGAAUCACAACAGUAAUGUGAUUGCACAUAGGGCUGAAUUCCGGUCAUGUUUCUGUUUGCUAGUUGAAGGUAGGAAGUUUCCACAUCGAUAAUCCGUUGACACUAGAAUAAUCCAACACGUUUUCUUGUGACUAAUUCUUUGUAUGGUGUGUGACUCGUGAUAUGAACCGGUCAUGUUUGUGUUUAUCCGUGUCAUUUUUGGGAUACGAUUCUUAUUGUGUCACACACUGCUAGUCCCUAUGGAAAUAUUGUCUGCAGUUCCAAAUAACAUCCCGACUUCCUACCUAGUCUGAGCGGCUUUUUUCAGUUGACUUGGAAAGUUCACAGAGGAAUGAGUUCAUCGGUGGAAGAAUCUGAUCAAGUAUUACAAUGGCUGCCUCUUUCACACGGUCCAGAAGGAUUUUACGGCACAGACUGGUGAUCCUACUGGAACGGGUUCUGGUGGUGAUUCUGUGUAUAAAUUUUUAUAUGGAGAGCAAGCUCGUUUUUUCGGUGAUGAGAUCCAUUUGGAUUUGAAGCAUUUGAAGACUGGCACAGUUGCCAUGGCUAGUGCUGGGGAGAAUCUAAAUGCAUCUCAGUUCUAUAUAACAUUGCGUGAUGAUCUGGACUACCUCGACGGGAAGCACACAGUCUUUGGGGAGGUAGCAGAAGGUCAUGAGACACUUACUCGGAUAAAUGAAGCUUAUGUGGAUGUGAAAAGUAGGCCUUAUAAGAAUAUCAGGAUAAAGCACACUUACAUACUGGAUGAUCCUUUUGAUGAUCCUCCGGAAUUAUCUGAGUUAAUACCUGAUGCUUCACCUGAAGGAAAGCCAAAAGAUGAGGUUGAUGAUGAUGUUCGACUCGAAGAUGACUGGGUGCCAAUGGAUGAGACCCUAGAUACGCAACAGCUAGAGCAAGUUUUGCGUGAAAAAGAAGCACAUUCCAGAGCAGUAGUGCUUGAAAGUAUUGGGGACAUUCCUGAGGCUGAAAUCAAGCCUCCAGAUAAUGUGUUGUUUGUUUGCAAGCUAAAUCCAGUAACCGAAGAUGAGGACCUCCAUACCAUUUUUUCACGGUUCGGGACAGUGACAUCCGCUGAUAUCAUCCGGGAUUAUAAAACGGGUGACAGUUUGUGUUAUGCUUUCAUUGAGUUUGAAGACAAAGAGGCCUGUGAACAGGCUUAUCAUAAGAUGGAUAAUGCUUUAAUUGACGAUCGGCGUAUACAUGUUGACUUUAGUCAGAGUGUUGCAAAGCUCUGGUCCCAAUAUCGGCGGAGAGGCCAGGGAAAUAAAGAAAAAGGUUGCUUUAAAUGCGGUUCUCUUGAUCAUAUUGCCAAGGACUGCACAGGAGACCCGACGAACUCUCAUCAGCUGGGGAAGUACAUACUGAAGGAUGGAAAUGGUCAGCACGGUAAUUCAAGCUAUGACAUGGUUUUUGAUGGAGAUGAUCUUCAAGGUCCCAAACGCAGUAAGAUGCCAAGAGAUCAAAGAGAUAUUGAAAAUGAAAAGGAUAAAAGACGACAAGUGGAUGGUGAAGAACGGCAUACAAGAAAAGAAGCCAAUUACCGCCACAGGCAUGAUGAAAGAAGUAGAGAUCUCCGACACCAAACAAGAGAUAGAGACAGCAGAUUAAGGGAUGAGGGGGAAGAUUAUAGAAGAAAAGAUUACAGAGGUAGAGACAGGAGCAAGAAAGAGGACGAGAGGUAUGAAAAGAGUAGAGAUCGAAAAGAUCCGGAUGAUUUGAGGCAUCGAAACAGAAGGGAUGAAAGGAAAGAUUCCGAUGAUUUGGGGCAUCAGAUCAGAAGGGAUGAAAGGAAAGAUUCCGAUGAUUUGGAGCAUCGAAACAGAAGGGAUGAACGGAAACAUUUAGAUGAUUUGGGAGGGAUUCGAAGCAGAAGGGAUUAUAAGGAUUCUGUAAGGGAAGGCCACGAUGAUAGAAGUCGGCAUGAGUCGAGAGAUGAGCAAAACAGUAGAAAACGGGCCGACAUUGAUUGUCGCAAUGGAAGAGGCGAAGAACAAAUUUCUGGAAAGAGAAGGAUGAAAGAAGAUGAUACUACCUCUCGUGGUCGCGGAGAUCAUGAUCGUGAUAGUCGUAGAAGACACUAAAAUAUGGGACACUGGUGUGAUCUCGUAUUUACCAGUUUAGGAUCACAGGGAAAGACAGUCUUUUUGACAAUGUUUUGAAUACAUUCUUCCCGUGGUAUCAACUUUAACUUGUUGUCAACGAACUAUGUCUUAGAAAUUUCAUGUCUAGGGUGCAUCUACUAAGUUGGAAUUUCCGUAUUUAUAAAUAAUUCUAACUUGAUAGUCAUUAUGGUUAUUAGCAACAGCCGGAAAAAUCAUUGGAACAGUUCUUUUGCAAAAAUCUAAUAGAAACAUAGUGCAAC